This is a messenger RNA of Cataglyphis hispanica, 8648 nucleotides long. It is a transcript of the gene unc79, whose product is annotated as protein unc-79 homolog. The record is from RefSeq and is a predicted model, not a curated record. Gene Ontology annotation, molecular function: protein binding. The transcript is spliced from 47 exons. NCBI's taxonomy places the organism in Eukaryota, Metazoa, Arthropoda, Insecta, Hymenoptera, Formicidae. The coding region runs from base 243 to 8648 and encodes 2801 amino acids.
UAUGGCUACGAAUCAACGAAAACUUCUUCCCCUCAUCGUUUUGUCUUUAUUAUCGUAGAUCAAUCUCAAAGAUUCUCGUCGAAAGUAUUAUCAUUUAACGAUAAAUCUUUUCGACGUGUGAUUAACAUGUUUCAUUGAAUUAUCUUAUUAUUAAAAUUUAUUAGUUUAAUUGUGAUCCAAACCAAUUUGACAUACUUGUAUACAGUGUGCAAUAAGUUUUCUAGUUCAAGUGGAUUUAUACGAUGGGAACUAGAUUUGCAGCCUACAGUUUAAAACUGACUAGUCUACAUGAUUAUUAUCAACGGCUACUUCACGGGACUCAGCCGAUGCCUUCUGGCUUGGACAUUGCAAACACACUAAAAUAUUUUUCUCAAACUUUACUAUCUCUGUUAAAAGAAGUACGCGAAAUGCCAUUUGAGAUGCUCAAGUCGCAGCAGUUUGAUGGAGAACGAAUGGCAUUGUAUCCAAAUUUGGAUUAUAAACAACUUUAUAAUGCGUUAACGCAACUUAUUGAUGUUGUACCAUUGAUCCACAUAGGCUUGCAAGCAUUUGGAAAAGCUUUAUUGCAAUGUCUAGCAUGCCUGCUGCCAUUCCUCGAUCAUGAUCUAAUUGACAAUUUAUCAUAUUUAACUGCUAGCACAAUAUCAGUACUUCCUAUGGAAUUGCAUGAAGAAAUCGUCAAUUACCUCUGUUUUUACAUUUUGCCAUUUACUAUCACGAGAAAAGUUGAAGCUAGUGACAACAAUGCUGCUAGUCAGUCAGUAGCUGCUGUUAUAAUGAUGGUGUUUCAAUAUUCUAAUAAUCCAGCACAUCACUGUCAACUGCUGGAAUGUCUGAUGGCUUUGAAACCAGGAGUUGUAAAAGAUAUACUUUGCGUCAUCGCUUAUGGUACUGCACCAGCGAGAGCAUCGGCUGCGAAAUUGCUCUUUUAUUACUGGCCGUCAUUUAAUCCAAAUUUAUUUGACCGCCGUGCUGUAUUGGUAAAAUUUGCGAAUGAUCUCACUCCGUUUGUAUGUCAACGGGAUAGUUGUCCCAAUGCUGGCAAUGCGGAAGCUGGUAAAGUUUGUUAUGAUCAUCGCAUUUCCAUUAUAUUUGCCACUGAAUCUCCGCCACCUCUCUAUCUUUGUAUCGAAUGCGCGAACGAGAUCCAUCGAGAGCAUCCGAAUCAAAUGUUUAACGAUAUUUUACAUCCAAUGCAACAGGUAUCCAUGGUUUGUGAAAAUAAGAAUUGUAGAGCAGCUGAUAAAUCGGCCAUUAGCAUUUGUUUUUCGACCGAAUGCGCGAGUUACAAUGGAAAUCAUCCUAUACGAUAUUGUCAGCAAUGUCACAAUAUUCGUCACAAUAAUCGUCGUGGUGGUGAUCAUGUUUAUCAUAUGGCGCUUCCACACAUCUCGCAACUGGAUUCGCAAGCGCAAACUUAUAUGGUUCAAGCGAUCGUCAGUUUGCUUAAGGAAGCUGAACCGCAAAAUAUCGAUAGUAAUCGGGAUAUAACGGAAAUGAGUGCUGUCAACAAGGGAGGCAUAGGAUUCCCAGGAGGAGGUGUAGGCGGCGGUGGUGGAGCUGUUGGAAGUACUUUUGGAAGUCACUGCGAUCCUACGAGUUUAGAAGAGCGACAACUUCUCGGCAGAUAUGGCGUAUGGCUGCUUGUGGGACUUUGUACUCCUAAUGAGGAUACUCCGGUUGAAAUACUGGGCCGUUUAUUGUCAAUGUUAUUUCAUUGGUUUCAUGUCACUGCCUACUGUUUCGAUGGUAUUGAAAAAAGACUUAUACACCUUAUCUUUUCUGUUGGCCAAGCAGAAAGCGCGCUCGAGAAAUUAAAAACAGAACACGUUUGUGGCUGGCUUUCGGAAGUUAUGAAGACGCAUUAUGAAGUAUUCAUUUCCUGUCUUUUACCGCAUCCUGCGGAUUAUGUCAGGGUUGGGGGUCACUGGGAAACCUUAGCUUCACGAACGUCACAUUUGAAAGACGGAUUACAUCGAUUAUUCUGUUUGGUACCGUACGAAGUGAUUACGCCCGAUGUAUGGGAUUAUGUGAUGCCGCAUUGGAUGGAAGCAGUAGUAAAUGAUGUUCCCGAACAUGAACUUCAAGAGUUAAAAAUAAUAUUGAGUAAAAUUUUGGAUCGAGACAUGAAUUCUUUGGGAUUUGACACGAAGAAGAUGUACAACUUCGUAGCGAAGCGAUUUGUUAAUACAAGCGCAAAAAUACAAGAACAGGCCCUUAAUUGGUUGCAGACGCUUACUAUGCUGGAAAUAACAAUGCCCCUAGACCAAUUGUUUUCAAUAUUCAGUGAUGGAGUUACCGUGAUGCAAUCGAUGAGUUGUGCAGAAUCAGAGCUAAAACCAAGCAAAUCUACAAAGGAAAACGAUGGAAAUAUUACAUGUUCCAUGGUGGAAAAUGAUUCGGGAAAGUCGACACCACUUUCUGAUGAUAUGGUACCAACAUCAAGACAUAUGGAAUUUUCGACAAACGCUGAACUUAAUUUAUCUUGUUGUAUUCUUAUGCUUGAUAUAUUAUUGAAACAGAUGGAGCUUCAAAAUAUGGAUAAGCAUACUGGAAUUAAUACAUGGAUUUGCAGAGAUGCUUGUCGUUUAAUGAAAUCCAUAGUUGCAUCUAAUUGGCACAACUGUCAUAUAUGCGAUGCGUCAGACACCGAAUGCACUUAUUGCGAAUCGAGGGUGAUUUGGCAUCAAUUGUGUUUGCAAUUGAUUACAUACAUGGCUCCGGAAAAUCCGGCGUAUCCUCCUGAUACAAUUGUAGAUGAGACUGUAGAAGAUCAUGGCCGUAAGAGCUCACCGGAAACGACAAAAAAGAGUGAUUCAAAACCGGAUGUAGUUAUCAACAUGCCGGUGCCGGAAAUGCAUUCUGUAGGCGGAGUUUUAGUUCAUAUGCCACACUUUUUCGAACAGAUUAUGACAGCCACAGUAGAGACAGUUUCGGAACAGCUGGAUCUUGCAGCUAUAAUGCCAACAGAAAAGGUCAUGUCCGCUGUCGCGAGAACGGUUACGUUAUCAGAAACUGAUGUUGCAACUGCAACGGUAAGCGUGGCAAAACCUCAUUUGAUUGGCGAAAACGAUGAGCCUGUGAACCUAAGUCCAGAAGCUGAUUUAGAUGAUUUUUGGCAUACCUCUGUAGGGAAGUUUCGUUUUACGAUAGAAGAAUUGCCAGAACAACUUCAAUACAUUCAUAAACUAUUGAAGGAGAUAAUGACAAUCGAUAAACCUGAUAUUCUUUACUAUAUGUUACAAUGCUUGAACAUAAUGUGCUUAUACGGCGAUGCGUUUAACAUGGCGGUGAAGGAUCAUCAAGGAUUCUUUAUAUGGUGCCAGGAAAACUUGUUAAUAAAAAAUUUAUGGGAGCUCCUAAAUGCAGAGUAUUCGCAUAUAGCACAAGUGACUAUUCCAUUAUUACUACAUUGUGUGACAUUACCUUGUGGCACUGAUACUUUUUGGCGGCUUGUACAAGAAGAAUUUCACAAUUCUGAUUGGCGCGUUAGAUUUGUCGCAGUUGAACGUGUUACGUUAAUUGCAAGAUUUAUGGACUCAACGCCAUUACGGAACAUAUUGAGUCUUCAAGCUGCAUUAGCAAAUGCUUUUUGUUAUUUGAUUACAAGUAUGGAUGAUAAUAAUGUGUAUGUUGCACAACGUGCAACCUUAUAUCUUGGAACUAUUCAUGAUGCAGCAAUUAGGUCGUUAAUUUUAUGUCUGGAGACACAAUUCGAUUCCGUAAUCGUAGAUCGGCCGAUGGUAUUACAAUCGCUUUACCAACUACACAACAGUCUUAGUGAUCGUCGUAUUUUAACAUGGGAAUUUUUCUUAAAUCGAUUCGAUACAUUAUUCCUCGAAGCCCAAAUCAGUUUGGAGAAAUCGGGAGAUAUAGCUUAUUUGCGCGAUCUAAAAAAUACAGAUUUAAAUAGCGAAGUGUUUAUGAAGAAAUUGCAUCGCGCGCACGAAGCACUAUCUCAAUCUGAUGGUAGCGGGACAAGCUCUGUAAAAACGCUGAGCGCAAGUUUUGGCACAAAAUGGCCAUAUAAACGUACAAUGUCCGCGCCCGCAUCGAUGAUACCUCGACAAGAUACUAAACAAGAAAAGGAAAAGGUGUACAGCCGACAAUAUUCCGCGCCCAUCUUGAAAAGGAAGAGCUCGAGAUUUGGACUGGGUCAGUUAUUGGGGUCUACCCCACCUAAUAACAGUAUCCCAGAUGGUCAUAUACAUUCACUGAACAUGGUCGAUGAAGCAAGCGCAUUACCAGGAUACACGCAUAAAAUUGUGGAUCUUGAAGAAGCAGAUAAAGAAACGAUGCAUCUGCUAAUUUUUCUGUUGAUGCAAUUUCUUUCGAGACAAGAUCAGGCUUAUCCAACGGAUGAGAAGCCACUAUCGAAAACACAGGGUAUAGUUUUGCGACACUUGUAUCUUCUUUUAGGAUAUAAUCAGACUGAACGCACUUUCCAUACUUCUCCACAACGUCUAAGGCUGUCACCAGUGUUUAACGUUUUUAUCGCCAACUUACCACAACUCUUAGAUCAGAAUCAUGUUAUGGGUUGGGUAAUGACGCCACCAGUUUUGGCAAUAUUACAACAUUGCCCGUGCCCUCCACAAUCUAUACCUCCCACUGAUCAUCAACCACCGAGUUACAGUCUUUGGUAUUUGGAGCCACACAUCAGGCGAUCUUGGUUGAUGUCUCUGCUUGUUAUUUUAUAUAAGUGUCAGUAUGGGCAACAACCAUGGUGUAAUCAACUUCAAGCAUUAGUGAAAAUAGUGUUGAAUACGCUCGACAUGCAGCAUCAUCAAUGUAAAAGAAUUCCAGCGACUGUAGUUAUGGCUGCGCCACCUUCCAGAUCACGUGAUGUAUCUCAACCCUCACUCGGAAUGGAGCACGAAUUGACAACGAAUGCAAUGGGAGAGAUGGAUACGGAAACUCCGCCAAUGCGCGCAUCAAUGGUCUCAGUGCAUCAACGGAGUCCUGGAGGGAUACACGGACAAAUGGAGACACAUUGGGAAGAAAAUAAUGGUCCAGCCUGUCGUUAUUUCAACAAACAUUUUACUAGCUAUUCGAUUAAUGCGGAUGAUACGGAGUCCGAGUUGGCCGCGAUUCCUGAAAGUCCCAAAUCUGACAGCACCUUACAUGAUAGCAGCGGAGGAUCUCUCGGCGAAUUAGAGGAUACAGUUCCGCAAAAUAUAUUUCUUCAAGAGCCACGUACGAUUACAUCGGAAGGAAAAAGUACAACUGAAUCAAAUAAUCGAAACAUUAAUAAGUCGAAAACAGAAUCUCUGACAAAACCUAUAUGGUUUUUAGGAAACGAAGACGAAGUUUAUCAGGGAAAUAAAAGUGGCUCUCAAAAAAAAUGGAGUGUGUAUGAAGGAGUAAAAAUGAUGGUAACAGGCACUUUUCUAACUGGACAACAAGAACUUCCAAAAUUCCAAUCUAAAACAACUGUUAUGCCAUCGCUAAAGAAUGAAAAAAAAGAACACUUGCCAUAUAAUGGAGAUACUAUUUCAUCAAAACCAUUUAAUCUGUCAAGCGCCUUAGCUGUUGCUACGAGCAUUUCUCAGAUCCAAAGGUCUGAUUACCAGAUCGGAUUACCAAAGGGAAAAGAGAAGGAGAAAGAAAGAGAGAAUGAAAAAGAGAGAGAGAAAGAAAAGGAUAAAGAAAAGGACAAAGAAAAUAAAAAGGAGAAAGAGAAAGAAAAGGAGGAAGAUAAAACGUUUGUAAAAAUUGCAGGCACUGUCAACAAUUUGGAAUCACUGAAUGCAAAGCAUUUAGGUAGACAAAAGCAUGUGGAACAAAUCACAAUUACAGCAACAUCGCCAGUUUCACCUUGUCAAGUGAUUACAGUGACCAACAGCGAUCAUUCGAGUUCACCAGCACUGAGUUCUUCUAUAUCAUCACAAAUCAUAAGUAUGGAGAAUGGACAACAAACAGGUGUCUUUCCAGUUAGUCCACAACCCUUGAUGACUACUCCAACAGUCGAAAGAUUAUUGCCCAUUGGUACAAUAGUUCGCGCAACUGGAUCGCGAACUGCGCAACGUGUACUAAAAUGCGAAGAUACAUAUGGCUCCCCGGAAUCACCAUUAUCAAAAAUGGAUAUUUUGACAGUCAGUUCUUCAUUUGAACAAGAUAGCGAGACUUGCAUGUCCAGCGACAUUACGAGUCCACAUAGCGUUUCUCAGCUAGAGUUUCCAACGCCGGAACGAUUGCUACCGGUUGGCGGUCCUUACAGAGAUUUCCCCAGUCUAGUCGAACGAGUACGUCAUGCUCUCGAUAUCUCGGUUAUUGAAGAUACAAAUAAAUCGAAUGAUAAUUGGAAACACGAUACUCGUGAUGUGAUACUCACGAAGCAGGAUAGCGGAACAUCCGAAAAUAUGUCAGCGUCACUUGUACCGACAUGCAAUGAAAUUAAUUCGAGUAGAUCACCAAGUCCGAGAAGAUUGAUUAAACAAGUUGCUCUGGAAUCAUCGCCACCAGCGGUUGAUACCGGAGAUUUUCUCUCGAAAGUAGCAGAUUACGAUCAGAAGAUUAAAUCGAGAGAUCAAUUUCGUAUUCAACGUGACAGGAUACGGAAGAUCACAACUACAACGGAACAAGAUGCGAUUACUCAUGCGAGACGGACAGAGUCCUGGUCUGGCCCACAAGUUCAACAAAAUUUAGACUUUGUCUCUCAACAAGCAUAUCAUGCAGAUUUCAAUUUAAAGCAGAGCUUAUUUCGCAUUGGUGACGAUUGCGUUUAUGAUAGGUGCUCAGAAUGCGGAACGAUCAAGGAAGAGUAUUCCGAUGAAGAGCUUGGAUUGUGUAUAAUAACCUUGGGAACGUUUAUUCAUCGAGAACCAUCUUUAGCAGCACCAUUAUUACCGGAAAUACUCGGCGUAGUUACCAAAGUUGGGCUUAACGCAAUGUAUCCUUGGCAAAGCGAAACUAAUAUGCAUCUACCAGGUGGUGCGGUUAGCGUAGCGCAUCAAUUUCUUAGAUGCGUUCUUCAUCAAUUAGCACCUAAUGGAGUAUUUAUGCAAAUGUUUCAAACUCAUUUAAAUGAGACGACAAGAUUACAAUUUUUCAAAAGUGUCGCGCAAGCUUUAGUCGAUUUUAACGAAUUAAAUCCCAUUGCGCCUUUGCAAUUAUUGCUCGAGACACUAAAUAUGAAAAAAUCAUUACCAUUGGAACGGCUACCGAUAAUAUUAUAUAAUAUUGCGUGUUACUUGGAUUGUUUACCAUUGGAAGCAGGAUUGGGUCCUGGUGCAGCCACGUGGAGUGGGUUGUUGGCACAAUUUGAUGGAUUAUUUCGAAGACUCGUUCUUAUGCUUUCUUCCAUUGAAGAUAUCACUCCUCUCUUGCGAAUAAUAAUUUCCAUAUUGAAGGUACCAGGGAUUCAACAAUCAAAGGGAAUGCUGGAUCCAUUUUCCAAAGUAUUGAGUUAUGCCAUACAAAAUUCAACAUUGCAGUAUAAUUAUUUAACAGAUCUAUGCUACUUGUGUCACAGAGGAUUUACUCGUGAUCGUGAUAAACACUUUUUUGGAAGAACAAUUGUAUUCGAAUUAAUUCAGGCUAUUAAAUUUAAAAUUACAAUACCGGAUUCAAAUUUUUUGUUACUUCUUCAAUUUGUGCUUCAGGAUAUUGGAGGAUCCUUGCCUAAUACUAUUAUCGCGAUGGAAAAUAAUAUUCAAGCAGAUAUGUCACCAAUCUACAAUACAAACGCGUCUGAAUCUCUAAAAAGUCAGUUAUCAGAUAUCCUUGAAUUUUUAGCUGAUUUUCACACUUUAAGCAAAAUCAAGAGUUAUAGCAAAGGUAUGCAGGCUGGACUGAACGAAGAUACGUUAGGUGGAACAUUAAAGUGUGGUCUUGCUCAAUAUGUGGCUUUAGAAAUUACGAGAGGCAAUAACAGAGAAAACAGAGCUGUCGCGCGUUACUUGCCAUGGUUAUAUACCGCACCAUCUACUAUACAACAAGGUGCUCGUGAAUUCGUCGAUUGUAUCGGCCAUAUUAGACUUUUAUCCUGGUUACUAUUGGGAUCAUUAACACACAUUGCCAUGUUUGCUGGCAACACGAAUACUCAUUCAACGAUACCGUUGGCGCAACCGAUACCUCAAGAAGUAUCUUGCCACAUUGCCGAUCACAUACAAAUGAUUUUCUCAGGAUUUCCCGAACAAUCGAAAACAUCAGUUCUCCACAUGUCGUCGCUCUUUCAUGCGUUUAUUCUUUGUCAACUUUGGACGAUCUAUUUGGAAGAACUGUCAAAGAAUAACGCAUCAAACAGCGAGAGUCACAAUAUCACUAUGAAUAUUUUGUUAGAAUUUUGGGGCAAGAUAACGCCAUGCAUUUUGCAACUCGUUUCUUAUUCGAAAGCCCUAUCUGAAAUGCUCAAUUUGCACUUCUUGAGCUUAUUAGAGGCUUUAUUGGAAUGCGGAUCCAUUCUAUUAAGUAAAUUGCUGCCUUUAUGGAAUGCCAUCUUAUUUUCUCAUCAUGUUCAACUACCUGGUCAUUUACAAGUGCGUUUGCAGAAUUGUCGCGAUUUUCCUCCAAGCAGAAUGGCGGAACAUUUUGUUUCAAACCGAAGAGAAUCGAAUGCAGUACUUUUACGAUGGUUACAUCGAUUACAGUUUAAAAUGGGCCAAAUUGAAAUGCAAUCCUCCACCGCCACGCAAUUCUAUUCCAUUUAA